CAAAUGGACGUCACACAGUCCCCGCACGAAAAGUCAGGAUGCUAAAUCGAGUAAGGACUAAUCGCUCAUCUAUUCCUCGGCCCAACUCAGAGGAGGGAACUCCUACAUGUGUGCAUUUGUGCACCGUUAAAAUGAAUAACUGUUUUAUUUUCCAAAUACUUUCCUGAAUACAAACGUGAAGCAGGAUUCGCGUCUGUUAUUGGGUUUGUUUGGCCUCAGCCAUUAACGAAAAAUGCGCUCAGUUUAAUAGCUUGCUAGCUAGCUAGCUGUAGCUAAUUGCUAAUGUGGUGCUAACGGCUAACCACUGAGCUUUCAUAGUGUUGUUAUUGAGACGUUGCCGCAAUUAGUUGUACUGUUAUGUUUAAGAGAUCCGUUUACGUAAGAAAUGAGCAUGUGCUUCAAGUAAUAUAUUUAUUUGCUUUGUCGGGAAUUAAAUGGUGCUAAUACACAAGUUCGUAUGUAGUUGUGAAUGUUGACACUGCACAUUGUAGCUUUUUCCACCUGAUAGUCUUUGCUACCUGUUUGAACCCUGCUAGCCACGUAAACUGCUCCUGCUCGGUGUUGACGUAGCAGCUAGCUUGCCUGUCUCGACAAGCUAGGAAACGUUACAUUUUAUGGGAGUUAGAUGUAGGUCACCAAGUCAAUGAUAGCCUGCCUAAUAAAACCAAGGUAUCCCAAGACCGAACUCCACCUAGGACAUAAACAGUUUUGACUCAAAAUGCUAUAGCUGGACUUAGAAGCGUGGCUCGUUGGUCCUGUUGUAUUGAGCGGAUGAUGAAGCGGGUCAUCUGGUUGAUAUCAGGAUUAAACAGAAGAAUGAUGAAGCUACUUUUUGCCAUCGCCUUGAUCGCCUAUAUUGCCUCUGUUUGGGGAACGCAUAUGAAUAUCAGAUCAAUGCAAGAAAACGGAGACGUGAAGAUAGUGCAGAGAAUUGAUGAAGCUGUGGCUCCUCUCAGAGAGAAGAUUCGUGAUCUGGAACAAAGUUUUUCUCAGAAAUACCCACCUGUGAAAUUCCUGUCCGAAAAGGAUCGUAAGAGAAUUUUGAUUACUGGUGGAGCUGGUUUUGUGGGUUCCCACCUUACUGACAAGCUGAUGAUGGAUGGCCAUGAGGUGACUGUGGUGGACAACUUCUUCACAGGAAGGAAAAGGAAUGUGGAGCACUGGAUAGGCCAUGAAAACUUUGAGCUCAUCAAUCAUGAUGUGGUGGAGCCUCUGUAUAUUGAGGUGGACCAGAUCUAUCACCUGGCAUCUCCAGCAUCUCCUCCCAACUACAUGUACAAUCCUAUCAAAACACUCAAGACCAACACUAUUGGCACUCUUAACAUGCUUGGUCUAGCCAAACGUGUGGGUGCCAGGCUUCUGCUGGCUUCUACAUCUGAGGUUUAUGGAGAUCCAGAGGUGCACCCACAAAAUGAGGAGUACUGGGGUCAUGUGAACCCAAUUGGGCCCCGGGCCUGCUACGAUGAAGGGAAACGCGUAGCAGAGACCAUGUGUUAUGCCUACAUGAAACAGGAAGGAGUGGAAGUGAGAGUGGCAAGAAUCUUCAACACCUUUGGUUCGCGAAUGCACAUGAAUGACGGUCGUGUUGUCAGCAACUUCAUCCUGCAGGCUCUACAGGGAGAACCUCUCACUGUGUAUGGUACUGGUUCCCAAACAAGAGCCUUUCAGUAUGUAAGUGACCUGGUAAACGGCCUGGUGUUGUUGAUGAACAGUAACAUCAGCAGUCCAGUCAAUCUGGGGAACCCAGAGGAACACACCAUAUUGGAGUUUGCUCGUCUCAUCAAAAGUCUCGUCGUGAGCCGAAGUCAAAUCCAGUUCCUUCCAGAGGCCCAGGACGACCCACAGAGGAGAAGACCUGACAUCCGCAAAGCCAAGAUGAUGCUCGGCUGGGAGCCGGUGGUGCCCCUGGAGGAAGGUUUGAACAAAACUAUCCAGUACUUCAGUAGGGAACUCGAGCAUCAGGCCAAUAACCAGUACAUCCCCAAACCUAAAGCCGCCCGCAUGAAAAAAGGACGUCCCAGACACAACUGAGGUCGGGUUUCCUCACCACAAACUCUCCUGAACCGGACGGAUAUUAAGACUCCUCAGAGGAUGUUUGAAGAGUACCUCUUUCUGAAAUACACUGUUGAGUAAAGCACUCUGGGAUUAUGGUGUCUCUUUUUGAGAAGCUGAGACAACUUUCUCCUAAAUUUCAUUUUUUGUUUUGUAUUUCAAUGACAGUGUUGCCUCGCGUGGGAGCUGCAGUUGCACUGUGGGGAAAGGGCUUCAUUACUGGAGCUGUUGUGUUGAAUGGACAGGCCUGAAUCAGAAACAGAAGUUUGAAGCAAGAAAUUUGAAACCCAGCCUGCCUUUUUUUUGUGAAUUUGUGCUUUUUACUAUUUAAGUCACAGACAUAAGAAUCUUGCAAACAGCUCGUGCUGUGCGUCAGUGCUUCGUGCUUACUUUAUCAUUUUCGUGGUGUUUUGUUCUCCGGGGUGGAGCUACCUGACUUUGUUUUUCCACUGGAGUUUGUUGUCCUCUUUUUCAGUGGCGUGCCAGCACCCUGUGGCCUGUUCAUACAGUACACUGCAGGACUGGCUAAAUCUUCCAGAAGGACUGUGAGAGAAUCACAGAACAUCAUUGUGUUCUGCUUUGUGAAAUCUCCUGUCAGGAUGUGCAUUAUCAAUUUCAGAUGAAGAUGUUAUUUUAAUAAAAUAUUUCCAAUA
Scatophagus argus is the source of this 2705-nucleotide messenger RNA. It is a transcript of the gene uxs1, whose product is annotated as UDP-glucuronate decarboxylase 1. Bases 772 to 2031 code for a protein of 419 amino acids. The record is from RefSeq and is a predicted model, not a curated record. Gene Ontology annotation, biological process: D-xylose metabolic process. The transcript is spliced from 15 exons. Gene Ontology annotation, cellular component: cytoplasm. Lineage: Eukaryota; Metazoa; Chordata; Actinopteri; Scatophagidae. Gene Ontology annotation, molecular function: NAD+ binding; UDP-glucuronate decarboxylase activity.